Cooperia oncophora is the source of this 1722-nucleotide messenger RNA. The record is from the annotation of a GenBank genome assembly. NCBI's taxonomy places the organism in Eukaryota, Metazoa, Nematoda, Chromadorea, Rhabditida, Trichostrongylidae.
AUGGUCCAAUCCGAAGAUGUUGCGAAAGAAGAUGUUGAAGCGAUGAAGAGGAAAUAUGAGGUACUAUCUUUGGUUUCGGCUUUUAGACCUUGCAUGCGGAUGUUUCAGCAAAGAAGGCAACAAAUUCUACUAGAAGAACAGAAGAAGAAAAUGGACGGUAUGAACAUUUCUUCCGAGGAUGAAGAAUUCGAUGAUGAAAUGUUCUUGUCGGCUGCUCAACGUCGUAAAGAAAAGCUUCACCGUCGAGCACUGCUGAAGCAUGUUCUUGCGCCAACUUCAGCACAACAAGAAGAAGAGAUGGCGGCAAAGAGGCGAAAGCAAGCAGCAGAUAAAAGAACGGAGGAAUCCAGAAAAACCUUGCUCGAGAAGCAUGCUGAACUCAAGGAACGAGAUGCUGAAAUGGAUCCCAAAGAAAGACAAAGACUGGAAGAAGAGAUCCUACUUGAAAGUGUCACACAGAAUAGCGCUCUUCAUGCUGCUGUGGAGAUCGCUCAUGGUGUACAAUAUACCGAGUCAUUUCGAACAUCAUGGCGUCCACCGUCACAUAUUCGAAACCAAACAGAAGAAGAUUUUGACGCCUACAGGAAAAGAAAAGGGAUAAGUGUAGAUGGUAUUGAGUGUCCACCACCCAUUGGAAGCUUCGUUGAGAUGAAAUUUCCCAAGUGUAUACUGCGUGCAUUGAAAAGCAAUGAUAUCCACAUCCCAACUGCGGUACAGAUCCAAGGAAUACCGGUCGCCCUUAGUGGUCGCGACAUGAUUGGCAUUGCGUCAACUGGUUCCGGGAAAACUUUGACGUUUGCGUUGCCUCUAAUAAUGUUCUGCCUGGAGCAAGAAUACGUUAUGCCGUUUGAACGUGGUGAAGGACCAUAUGCUUUGGUGAUAGUGCCAUCGCGGGAAUUAGCCAGGCAGAUUUAUGAUGUAAUUGUGGACCUAUUCCAAGCAAUUGAACGUGAUUCUAGUUUGCCUAAACUAAAAGCAGGCCUAUGCAUCGGCGGAGUUCCUGUGCGAGAGCAAGCGCAGGUAUUCAAAGAUGGAGUGCACGUCUGCGUCGCCACACCAGGUCGUUUGUCAGAUAUGCUUACGAAGAAGAUCUUCAAUCUGGAGGUGUGCCGUUACCUAGUGCUUGAUGAAGCGGACAGAAUGUUGGAUAUGGGUUUCGAAGACGAGCUGAAAUCAAUAUUUGCUUUUUUCAAAGCACAACGUCAAACCCUUCUGUUUUCUGCCACAAUGCCCAAAAAGAUCCAAAAUUUCGCUAAGUCAGCUCUGGUUCGACCUGUGGUUGUAAAUGUGGGCCGUGCUGGUGCAGCUUCGCUGAAUGUAUUGCAAGAGAUUGAAUACGUAAGGACAGAAGAUAAACUCACGAGAGUUCUGGAUUGUCUUCAAAAAACAGCACCAAAGUUUGUGUACUUAUUCUCUCUGCCUGUUGUAGUGGUUAAACUCAGGGUUUCGUUCAGGGUUCUUAUAUUUGCUGAGAAGAAAAUGGAUGUCGACAACAUAUACGAAUACUUGUUAGUAAAAGGAGUCGAAGUUGCAUCCAUUCACGGUGGAAAAGAGCAACGUGAUAGGCAUAUUGGAAUAGACGAGUUCCGUCAUGGUCAGAAGGAUGUGCUAGUCGCAACAGACGUCGCAUCAAAGGGCCUUGAUUUCCAGGUAUCUUUCCUGUGUUAUUCAUAUUUACCAGUUGAUUCUCAAUUCAUUUUAACGCUUCAAAGAAAGCUUUAA